Messenger RNA from Rhagoletis zephyria (snowberry fruit fly), 1073 nucleotides. RefSeq lists its product as uncharacterized. The record is from RefSeq and is a predicted model, not a curated record. NCBI's taxonomy places the organism in Eukaryota, Metazoa, Arthropoda, Insecta, Diptera, Tephritidae.
GUGCAUGUUUGUGUGUAUGUGUGUGUGUGUGUGUGUAGUAAUUUAGUGACUAUCUACAUACUUAACGUUAAUAUAGGGGAUUUUCUUAAUCAACACAUCACACAUUUCAAAUGAGCAAUGGUAAAACUAUUCGAGUAAAAUACCACGUUGAUAGGACAAUGUUCGAUGGAAAAUGGAAAUACCUUAGUAGGAAAUGCAGCUACAAGUAGAUGUCCUAUAUGUUUAAAAACCUCACAUCAGUUCGGAUAUGUAAACGACGUGUUUACAACGUCGAAUCUUUAUUAUUUGGAUUGGGGCUGCUACAUGCCGAAAUAAAAGCGUUCGAACAUUUGCUGCAUUUAUCAUACCGAUUACUUAUCAAAACAUGGGAUGUACGUGCCAACUUGCAAGACACCUUCAUAGCACGAAAGAAGGCAAUACAAAAAGUUCUAUAUGAUAGAUUAAGGUUUAAGGUUGAUUUAUGCUUGCAAGGACAUGGUACUACAAACACUGGAAAUUUGGCGGGAAGGUGCUUUAGUGAGGCUUCAUUGUUUGCUGAAUGUUUAGAGUUAGAUUACACGUUAGUUAAGAACAUCGCACACAUUUUAAUUUGCUUCGCUAUCUGUCCCACAGCUUAUCGCGCAGAAGAUUUUAACGUGCCAAAAAAUUCGGAUUGGUUGGUCAGUUUGCCGUAUCCGGGAAAAAACUCCUCUCUCCAGAUGCUAUAGGUGUUUAGAUUUUGGGCACCAAGCGCGGACCUGCAAAAAUGAGGAUCGCAGCGGUUGCUGCUUUAAAUGCGGGGAGAAAGGCCACAAUGUUAAACAGUGUAGCAAGGAAGCCGCUUGCGUGCUCUGCAAAUCUAGUGGUCAAGCCAAUGAAGCCCAUAUUGCAGGUGGUAAGCAGUGCCCAUUCUAUCAGCGUGCUAAAGUAUGAAGCUUCUACAAUUAAAUCUUAACCACUGUUCAGCUGCUCAGGAGCUACUCUGUCAAACCCUUAUAGAGGAAGACAUUGACAUCGCUAUAUCGCUUAAAAAGAUUUAAAACAAAUAAGAAAGUCUAAGUUCGCCGGAGCCGAACAUUAAAUACCCGGCGCAA